UUGGCUGGAAUUCAGCGGCCGCCCACCCCGUGGUGCGGUCUUGCGGGCGCUGGUGAAGGGAGCUUCGCGGCCGGCAGAGUGAGAGUAGCUGCUGCGUUCCUGGCCACCUUCGUCCGCGUUACAACAGUACGGCCAUGGCAGAACCGCAGCCCGCGUCCGGCGGCCUUACCGAUGAGGCCGCCCUCGGCUGCUGCAAAGACCCGGACCCCAGCACCAAGGAUUUUCUCUUGCAGCAGACCAUGCUGCGAAUUAAGGAUCCUAAGAAGUCAUUGGACUUUUAUACUAGAAUUCUUGGAAUGACACUACUCCAAAAAUUAGAUUUUCCCACUAUGAAAUUUUCACUCUAUUUCCUGGCUUAUGAGGAUAAAAAUGACAUCCCAAAAGAUAAAGAUGAAAGAGUAGCAUGGGCAUUCUCCAGAAAAGCUACACUUGAACUGACACACAAUUGGGGCACUGAAGAUGAUGAGGCCCAGAGUUACCACAGUGGCAAUUCAGACCCUCGGGGAUUUGGUCACAUUGGAAUUGCUGUUCCUGAUGUUCACGGUGCUUGUAAAAGAUUUGAAGAACUGGGAGUCAAAUUUGUGAAGAAACCUGAUGAUGGUAAAAUGAAAGGCCUGGCAUUUAUUCAAGAUCCUGAUGGCUACUGGAUUGAAAUUUUGAAUCCUAACAAAAUGAUAACUAUUAUUUAGUUCUGUGAGAAUGCUGCUUUGAGAUUUCAGUGAAGACAUUGUGGAAGGUAAAAAAGGAGACAAUGUGAUUCAAGAUAUUCAUUUAACAGAAGCAACUAAGACUGAUGGAUUAUUGUCUCAAUUCAAAUUGUUCUUAAGUCUAUUUCCCUUUCCUAUUUCAGCUAUGUUUUUCACCUAACUGUUCAGUCAUUCUAGUUUUAAAGUAGUGCUUUGUCUUAUGUCCUUGAAUGUAGUUGUAUAACUACUUUUUUAGGCAAUAAUUAGAACAAUUCUGUUCAGAGGCUGCAUUUUGCCUUCUAUCUUCUGACGAGAUACAAGUCUACAAGUCUGCCUUUGAAUCAUCAUUUAAAAAAAAAAAAAAAUAUGUUUUGUUGUGAUUACUUUCUGAGGUUUCAGUUCCUCAGAAGUAACUUCAGAAUGGGAAGUAAAGAACCCCAAACAAAAAUGAAGCUUCAUGUAUAUUUCAAAUAGUAUAAAGUUUAUUCUACAAAAGAAAAGUUACUCUUGGGAGAAAUUCAGAAUUAUGCUGACAAGGAUGUGGAUAGAAAAACUAAUUUCUUCUCGUUACAAAGUACUUUGAAAGUUGAAGGACUAACCUCUUUAUUUUGGGAUGGGGAAGAGGAUGGGAAUAUUACAUACUGGGUAUGCAGAUACGGACUAGGCUGUCACAUACUUCAUCUCCCUUAAUCCUCCACAGUAUCCUGUGAGAUAGAAAGUAGGCUGGACAUGCAAAAUAACUUUAAUGAAUCCAAGGCAAUAUAAAUAGGCUAAGGACUCAAGAUCUCAUCAUCAUUUUUAGUAUUUAGAUUAUACCUCAAAAAUUAGUACCUUGGGGCUUCCCUGGUGGCGCUGUGGUUGAGAAUCUGCCUGCCAAUGCAGGGGACACGGGUUCAAGCCCUGGUUUGGGAAGAUCCUACAUGCCACGGAGCAACUAAGACCGUGUGCCACAGCUACUGAGCCUGCGCUCUACAACCCGUGAGUCACAACUACUGAAGCCUGCGUGCCUAGAGCCCGUGCUCUGCAACAAGAGAAGCCACCGCAAUGAGAAACCCGCGCACAGCAACGAAGAGUGGCCCCUGCUCGCAACUAGAGAAAGCCCGCGUGCAGCAACAAAGACCCAAUGCAGCCAAAAAUAAAAUAAAUAAAAUAAAUAAAUUUAAAAAAAAAUUAGUACCUCACAGUACCUCCUUCACUAGUGUUCUUUGUAAAAACCUUCAAAGAGUUUGAGCAUUGUCCUCUCAGCUUUCGAGCCUGAGUACCACGGUGAGGAAGAAGCAGUGGAGGAAGUCUGGAGCAUGCGGCUGCUCUGGGGAUGCCUGGUUGUCCCUGUGCAAGUGGUGCUUGUGUUUCUUGUGAAGAGCCCCUACCCCAAGGUCUUCCAGAUGCCAGUAAUUAUUUAGGAUAAAUUAUGUUCAGUGAUAACAUAACUUAGUUAUCACAAAUCAGCUCAGUGGUCUUCCCUACCAUGAUUGACAUUUUUUUUUUUAAUUUUUAAAAUUUAUUUAUUUAUGGCUGUGUUGGGUCUUCGUUUCUGUGCGAGGGCUUUCUCUAGUUGUGGCAAGCGGGGGCCACUCUUCAUCGCGGUGUGCAGGCGUCUCACUAUCGCGGCCUCUUGUUGCGGAGCACGGGCUCCAGACGCGCAGGCUCAGUAAUUGUGGCUCACAGGCCCAGUCGCUCCGCGGCACGUGGGAUCUUCCCACACCAGGGCUCGAACGCGUGUGCCUUGCAUUGGCAGGCAGAUUCUCAACCACUGCGCCACCAGGGAAGCCCCAUGAUUGACAUUUGAUAGGUUUUAAAAAACAAACUGAUUUUGAAAAUCUCUUAUGGCACAGAUAAUAAGAACAUCCAGUUUGUGGUUUAACUACAUCUGGAUUUUUUGUGGACUCUAGUGGAAGACCUUUGGAUAGGCCUUGCCAACUGAGCUUACACUGUUAGAAGCACUUUCAUUUCCUUUUUGGAUGGAAUGGAUUUAUGCGAGCAGUUCAAACAAAAAGCAGUACUUAUAGACUAAAGUAAAAUAAAAUUUUAGAAAAGACUGUGUUUAAUUUGUAAACUUCUAUACAACAUGUUCUUUUAAAAAAAAAAAUCUGCCCUUGGGGAGUACUGCAAGGAUUUUUGAAGGGGCUUGCAGACUCAUUGAGAACUGGGAAUAGUUGUAAUUCUAUACAUCAGGCAAAGCACAUAAUUUCUAUGGAUAAGGAAGGGUCGGGAAGAUGAGAAGAGGAAAGUAAAUGGAUAAAGGGUUUUGGUAGAAAAAGUGCAGAGAAGAAGAGAAUACAAAUAUCAAAAAUGAGUCAUGGAAACCAGUGCUGGUACAUUUUGGGUACUAGCAUUACCAAGUGGGAGGGUUAUUAGAUUCAUAAAUUUAGUCAUUUAAACCUUUUUUCCUCAGAAAGAAGCCUUCUCUACUUGCUAAGUAAAACUUGCCAAAAGAUAGCCCUUGCUACUCUUUAAAUCUGAUCCCUGUAUGCACUGAAAAAAAUAUGUAUUGUAUCACUGGGCCUUGCUAGGGAUUAGAACAAUUCACUUCUAAAUUAAUUUAUCUGAGCAGCAGUGACAUGAAAGGGUAAAUUAGAGCACAAGAAGUUUUCUUCUUUUCCAUUAUUGGACAGCCAGACUGUAUAGGUUACUGUUAAUGUAAAAUAAAUCAGUUGCUCAUGAACCCUACAUGAGACUCAGUUAUAAUACAUAUGGUCUGAAUAGGAGCUGAUGAUGGUGAGAGAAUCGCUACGGCUUCCCCAUAUAGCAUUCUGACCAGGACUGCGUACAGUGUAUAUAAAUAUUCCUUGGCAGCACAACUGCCUGUGAAGAGGGUUAUAUCGGUAAAGAUGCAUGCUGCUGACAAUAAGAAAAGACCUGGGCUUCUCUGGUGGCGCAGUGGUUGAGAGUCCGCCUGCCGAUGCAGGGGACACGGGUUCGUGCCCCGGUCCGGGAAGAUCCCACAUGCCGCGGAGCGGCUGGGCCCGUGAGCCAUGGCCGCUGAGCCUGUGCGUCCGGAGCCUGUGCUCUGCAAUGGGAGAGGCCACAACAGUGAGAGGCCCGCGUACCGCAAAAAAAAAAAAAAAAAGUCCUAACUCUAUCAGAUGUAACAAGCACUUCAGAAGUUCUGGAAUUAGUUGAUAGAGGGUUCAGAACUAUCAGGCACUCUGGUUUCCUUCUAUCUUUGCCAAACUGUCAUUCUCAGCAGUUGUUUGGGGGGCUAAUAAUACCUGUGAUCAAAAACGCCUACUAUGAGGACUUCCCUGGUGGCGCAAUGGUUAAGAAUCCGCCUGCCAAUGCAGGGGACACGGGUUCGAGCCCUAGUCCGGAAAGAUCCCACAUGCCGCAGAGCAACUAAGCCCGUGUGCCACAACUACUGAGCCUGCGCUCUAGAACCCGUGAGCCACAACAAAGAGUAGCCCCGGCUCACUGCAACUAGAGAAAGCCCGUGCACAGCAACGAAGACCCAACGCAGCCAACAAUAAAUAAAUAAAUUAAUUAAAAAAAAAAAAAC
Molecule: messenger RNA, 4182 nt
Organism: Globicephala melas (long-finned pilot whale)
Lineage: Eukaryota; Metazoa; Chordata; Mammalia; Artiodactyla; Delphinidae
Gene: GLO1
Product: glyoxalase I
Molecular function (GO): lactoylglutathione lyase activity; metal ion binding
Source: RefSeq, a predicted model, not a curated record